CCGCUGCUGCUGCUGAGGGAAGAAGUGUUGUUGUGGCGUCGUCCCUCAAUAACACAGUGAGAGUAGCAACAGAAAAAAAAGCGGGAGUUCAAAAUCCGCGUACUUUGUGUUAGGUUUGACACAGAGAUGGCACCCAAAUUUAAAUUUCAAGAAAAUGAGAAGGUUUUGUGCUUUCACGGACCGCUUCUAUACGAAGCUAAAUGCAUCCGCUCGCAGUGCAAAGAUAAGCAGAUCAAGUACUUCGUCCACUACUCGGGUUGGAACAACAAGUGGGACGAAUGGGUCCCCGAAAGUCGAGUUUUGAAAGUGAACGAGGCCAACCUACAGAAGCAGGCAGACCUCCAGGCAGCCCAGCAGAAGGCUCGGAAAGAGAACAAGAAGAACAAGAAGGAUGCCGAUAAGAGAGACUCCAGCGUUGCGGUCAAAGAUACGAGCAAGAAAGAGAAGGAGACGUCAUCCAAAGAUGAGACGAGCGCCAAGAAAGACGUGAAGGAAAAAGAAAGAACGACCAAUGCCAGUGGCAAGAAGCGUGAGAGCCUCCCCGCUGCCGGCAAGGAGAAGGCCGGGACGUCGGCGGAUGAACCGAAGAAGAAGAAGAAUAAAGUUGAUCCUCACGUCGAGUCCGAGGAGCAUUACACACAGAAGAUUGAGGUGAAGAUAAAGAUACCGGAUGAUCUCAAGAACAGACUCGCCGACGACUGGGACCUCAUCUGGCGUCAGAAGAAACUCGUCAAGCUGCCUUGCGAGUACACGGUGGAGAGAAUUCUCAACGAGUAUCUGACGCAGAAGAUUUCUGUGAAGGGCACGACGAUCAGUAAAGAAACUGCUGUCACAGAGCUCACAGGCGGCAUCCGCGAUUACUUUAAUUCGAUGCUGGGCAAACACCUGCUUUAUAAGUUUGAGCGUCCCCAGUACGCUCAAAUUCUUGAGCAGCACAAGGACAAAAAGAUGUCGGAAAUCUACGGAGCUAUCCAUCUUCUUCGCAUGUUCUCGCUGCUCGGUCGCUUCUUGGCCUACACUCCUCUGGACGAGAAGAACGUUCAACUGUUGCUCACACAUCUCCACGAUUUUCUGCGUUUUGUUUGCCGGAACGACCAGUACUGCAGUAUGUGCGAGUACGCUAUUGCGUCGCCUGACUAUCAUAGGAGAGCGAUGUGAGACCUGACGUGGUGAAGGUCUUCUCCGGAGCUCUCCCGUAGCUGAUACAGGAAAUCAGAAUUUGACAAACUCAUGCGAGCCUUGAAAUUAUUUCUGCUGGAGCAGCAGCAG
Molecule: messenger RNA, 1269 nt
Organism: Galendromus occidentalis (western predatory mite)
Lineage: Eukaryota; Metazoa; Arthropoda; Arachnida; Mesostigmata; Phytoseiidae
Gene: MRG15
Product: mortality factor 4-like
Exons: 4
Coding region: 127-1158 (343 amino acids)
Biological process (GO): chromatin organization; regulation of DNA-templated transcription
Cellular component (GO): NuA4 histone acetyltransferase complex; nucleus
Source: RefSeq, a predicted model, not a curated record